Messenger RNA from Colletes gigas, 1738 nucleotides. RefSeq lists its product as uncharacterized. NCBI's taxonomy places the organism in Eukaryota, Metazoa, Arthropoda, Insecta, Hymenoptera, Colletidae. Gene Ontology annotation, biological process: arachidonate secretion; phospholipid metabolic process. The transcript has 6 exons. Bases 407 to 1198 code for a protein of 263 amino acids. The record is from RefSeq and is a predicted model, not a curated record.
UCGGUACUUACCGUGUGCCCCCCGUUUGGAUCGGUCGCUCCUUCGAGGGGGUCUCUCUGUAUUCGAUCGGUGCACGAGCCGGCUGGCCGUGUGCAUUAUAGAUGCACGGAGCUGCUGUGUUCGCCGGUACACCGUACAAAGCGUUUCCAACCGAAAUUCUAUUUUGUUUACGCGUUCGAACAAACGGGUGUGAUCGUCGAGAAUGACCUUGCAUGAGAGAGUCCGGUGUCGGUUACCACUCACCCUUCGCGUUAUGGGAGAGAGAAAGAUCAGUUCUCGGUAAUCGCGUUCGCCGAACAACACGGAUCAUGUAACCAGUGGUGUACCAAUUUCUUUUUCCUUACUGGGCCAAAUUAAAUAUAAGCAAAACGUUGCCUUCGAUCGCAGCUUCAUCGAAGAGAUCGACAUGUGCCCGCGGUCCAAUGUGUUGCUGUUGGUCCUGGCGAUAAGCUCCAUCAGUUUGCAGCAGCCGAUCUUCUUCGCGAACAAGUUCAAGGGGCUGCACGGCGUCACGCUCAGGACCAAUAUGCUCGACAGGGGCGAAAUAACGGCGGUCUAUUAUCACGAUCAGACAGUAGCUGUCGUCGAGAUCGGUACCAACAACGAGCUGCACGAUUGCAACCUGAUCGAAGUGUACGAACCCGACGAGGCCAACGAAAUUUUGAGAAACCUGUCGUCGACGACUAUUCCGCAAUCGGUCUCGUUCAAAGAAUUAACGAGGUUGAUGCUACAGUGCGAGCUGUUGGACAAAAUACAACAUAACGCUUUGGUCACUUCGACGAUGGGUACUCUGAGUAGAGGUAACCACGUAGUGAGUAAUUCCCUGUCACUUCUUUCGGGUAUUCUGCCAGGGACGAAGUGGUGCGGCACCGGCGACAUCGCCGAGAACUAUCACGAUUUAGGCCACGAAGUCGAAAUCGACAGAUGCUGUCGUACUCACGAUCUGUGCCCGGUUAAAGUUCGCGCCCAACGGACGCGAUACAAUCUUACCAACUACUCUUUGUACACUAAAUCGCACUGCGUCUGCGACGAGGCGCUGUACAAAUGUUUGAAAGCUGCCAAUCAUCCAACGGCGAAUAUCAUGGGCCACAUAUAUUUCAAUUUAGUCAAAGUGUCCUGCAUAGAGGACGUAACGGGGAACGAACGCACUUCCAUAGGGCCAGUACGACGAUUUAUUCCCGUUAAAAUGAAUUUCUGAAGUGAAUUUGCUUUCGCCGUGAGUCACCAAAUUUGAACGCAGUUUGAUUCAAAUUUUACUAUUUUUGUAUUAAAGGUAUUGCGGAAUUUUCGUAGGGUAUACAACCGGGGAGGGGAAUUUUAAUAUCCAUAACUAUUAUUAACGUCAUAUGUAGGGUGUUCGUUCGAGAACUUUACGUCCAAAUAUCUCGAAAAAUUCAGUUUCUAAUGAACACCCUAUAUGUAAAUAUUGUAGACAAUACGUAGUAAGUCCUCGACUUGUAAGUCGAAUUGUACAAAUACGACAUAGUGUCGAGUAAUCGUUGCUUAAAAAAAUUGUUAGUUGUGGGCCUUUUACAAAGGCCGACCAAAAACAUUCGACCUAAUACGACUUGCAACUUCUUCCAGGACACUUAUUUUCCUUUCUCUGCACAAUAUACAUAUUUGGUAUACAAUCUCAGCUGAACUUUAUUUAAUAUGUAAAUACACGCGUAAAAAAAUAUGUACAAAGACGUAGGUGACACUGGAACCGCGUGAGUCAAAGACUCGCAGUAUUAAAAAG